This is a messenger RNA of Lingula anatina, 2900 nucleotides long. RefSeq names its product carnitine O-palmitoyltransferase 1, liver isoform-like. Gene Ontology annotation, molecular function: carnitine O-palmitoyltransferase activity. Gene Ontology annotation, biological process: fatty acid metabolic process; carnitine metabolic process. Gene Ontology annotation, cellular component: mitochondrion. The record is from RefSeq and is a predicted model, not a curated record. Lineage: Eukaryota; Metazoa; Brachiopoda; Lingulata; Lingulida; Lingulidae.
UUUGAUAGUUGAGACUGAUUUAUAUAAUAAGUCAUUGAUGUUCGGUUCGCUUUGAGAUGGACUUUGGACCACUGAGUUGCUUGUCUUUUAAGCAUUAGUUUCCACUACAACAAUUCAUUCAAAGAGCAAUUUCAUAAUUGAACUUGAAGAUAAAUUUUGCAUUUUUGAACUUGAAUUAUUAUUUCUGAGAUUUCGAAGUCAAAUGACAUACAUCAACAACAGGGAUUUCCUUGCAUGAUUUGUAUCAAGCUCACUUAGCGGGAAGGAUGAUCGAGCGGCCUGUUUAGUAAACAGCAGUUUAUUUCACCACCUGUAGGCGAGGAAUGGCUGAAGCGAGAAGCGCAGUUUUAAAACCAAGGGUUCAUGACAUAGAAGAGGGGAGAGACACGACAAGGGAUUUUUUGGUUGCAUUUCGCAGAUCAACUGUUCGAAGUUUUUAUCGAAUUAGAAACCAAAUAAAGAAUGGCCUGUGGCCAACCUCAUUGUGGAACCUUGGUGGAUCCGUAGCUGUUCUUUCGACAGGUCUUAUUUAUGAGCCUGAAUUCCUGAAGCCAGUCACAAGCUUGUUGUGGAGAUUUGGGGGUUUGCUAGGUCUUCAUGAAGAUGUUCCUUACUACCUGCGAGUGUUUUUGAUAUCUGGUAUUGCUGGGACUGGAUUCUUCUUUGUCCUCCUACAUGUGCGGAGAUACACUCUAAGAGCACUGUUGGCCUACAGAGGAUGGAUGUACCAACCUCCAAGAACCCAGUCCUACUCCACUAUAAUCUGGGCUGUGAUUGUGCGCCUGGUCAGUGGCAGGCACCCAUCUCUAUACAGCUGCCAGAGGAGUUUACCCAGAAUGCCAGUGCCUCCACUGAAGAAGUCCCUCAAGGAUCUGAUUGCAUCGCUGAAACCAUUGUACGGGGAGCAUUCUGAGGAGAUCCAGAAGCUGAAGGAGCAGUCAAAGGAGUUUGAGAAAGGCAUCGGUAAGAAACUUCAGCACACUCUGAUUCUUAAGUCCUGGUGGGCAGACAACUGGGUCACUGACUGGUGGAAUAAGUAUGUGUACCUCAGUGGCAGAAGCUCCUUGUCUAUCAACAGCAAUUACUACAUAUUGGACCAAAGCUACUGGUGCCCUACAGACAAACAGUCAGCAAGGGCUGCAGUGGCUGCAUUUCACUUUGCAGACUUGAAGCAGAAAAUUGACCGUGAACAGGUGGAGCCACUUGUCAUUCGUGGUACAAUUCCACUCUGCAUGGCGCAGUAUGGGAAAGCCUGCUCUACUGUCAGGGUCCCUGGUGAAGAUUGUGAUGAGCUGAUUACUCACAAAUCCUCCAAGCACAUAGUAGUCAUGAGAAAGGGUCUUUUCUACCAAGUGGAUAUGUAUGAUGCAAAUAGACGUAUGCUGAAUGUCCAGACUCUGGAGAAGAAAAUGCAAUGGAUAAUGGAUGAUGCUGACAAACAUGAAGGUGCCCUUCCUGAUGUAGAGAAGAACGUAGCUGCAUUGACUGGUUUGGAGAGAACAGAUUGGGCCAAACUGCGUCAGAAACAUUUCUCCUCUGGAAUCAACAAGGAGUCCAUUGAGGCUGUAGACAGAGCAAUGUUUUUGGUUGUUCUUGAACAUCGAUCCUAUGAGCCAACUGACUUCACAUCAAGGUCCAAAUUUCUCCUCCAUGGUGAUGGGAAGACACUCUGGUUUGAUAAAAGCAUCACCAUGGUGAUCUUCAGUAAUGCUAAGUUGGGGUUAAACUGUGAACACUCCUGGGGCGAUGCUCCAGUGAUGGGUCAUUUCACAGAAUACUUGACAACCAGUGAAGGUCUGAAUAGAGAUCAAUUCUAUGAUGAUGAUGGUCACUGUAGGGUGUGGCCGCACCAUCUCUGGCCAGAGGCAGCCUCUAAGGAACCAGUCAGGCUGCUGUGGGAAGUGGAGCCAGACCUAGGGGUCAACAUUGACAGGGCUAUCUCCUUUAACCAAAAGAACAAUGAAGACCUGGAUCUGUGUGUAAGAGAUCAUCAAGCAUUUGGAAAAGGGGCGAUCAAAAAAUUCAAGGUCAGUCCAGAUGCCUUUGUACAGCUGGCCAUUCAGCUUGCCUACUAUAGGGACAGCAAUGGUCAGUGUGCACUGACCUAUGAGUCUUCUAUGACCAGGCUUUAUCUUGAAGGCAGGACUGAGACCGUUAGGUCCCUGACUAAAGAGACUGUGGCCUUUGUCAAAGCCAUGUCCCAGAAUAACGUGACUAAUGAGGAAAAGAUAUCUCUGUUGCGAGUAGCUUGUGACAGACACCAGCAGAUGUAUAGAGAUGCUAUGAAUGGCAAGGGGUGUGACAGGCACCUGUUUGCCCUGUAUGUGCUGUGUAAAGGGUUGGGAUAUGAAAGUGAAUUUUUGAAGAGUGUUCUCACAGAACCUUGGACCUUAUCUACUAGUCAGCAGCCCCAACAACAAAUAGCCACCUCCCCAGAUGCCAACCAUGAGCCUUAUCUCUCCAUGUUGUCCCCAGGGGGUGGCUUUGGUCCUGUGUCAGAUGAAGGCUAUGGUGUGUCCUACAUGAUACCAGCAGAAUCGAAGAUGUUUUUCCACAUUUCUGCAAAGAAAUCUUGCCCAAAGACAGAUGCUAAAAGGUUCACAGGUAUUCUCUUUGAGGCGCUGGCUGAUAUGGGGAAGCUGAUUGAGAAGCAUAUCUAAUUUUUUUUUCAAGAGGACAGAAUUAAACAAAGUGAUAUUUUUAUUCAAAUUUUAUUUGAACCCGACUGUAACGUAUAAUUAUGAUUUUCUUGCCUACACAGUAUUGCAACAUAGCAUAAUUAAAAAAAGCAGUAUAUGUGUGUUCAAGUCACCAAGUUUUAGUGGCAUCAAAAUAAUAUUAAUAAUUAUGAAAUGUUAUACAGUGAACAACACUUAAAAAGAUAAAAGCCAGCUGUGAUA